Cyanistes caeruleus (blue tit) is the source of this 453-nucleotide messenger RNA. Lineage: Eukaryota; Metazoa; Chordata; Aves; Passeriformes; Paridae. The record is from RefSeq and is a predicted model, not a curated record.
CACGAUCAUGGAGAGUAAUAGGAGUCCCAGGAUCGUGAAUUACUUAGCCAGCUACCUUGUGCACGAGGAACUCUGGCUGGUGAUGGAGUACAUGGACGGAGGCACUCUGAGAGAUCUCAUCGAUGAGAUUCAAAUGUCUGAAGAAGAGAUUGCAGCUGUCAGUCGGGAGUGCCUGCAAGGACUGGAUUUUCUUCACUCCAACCACGUGAUCCAUCGAGAUGUCAAGAGCAACAACAUCCUUCUCAGAACCGACGGCUCUGUCAAGCUGGGUCAGUGUAUUCUUGCUCAGCUUCAGCCUUCCAGGAAUGGGGGGUGUGGGGCUGCUUUCAGUGACUGCCAGCUCCCCAAAAAUGCUGCUGCUGGCAGUGCAGGGGUCCCCCUUGCUGUGGGCUGAAGGCACAGUUGCAGGGUGCACACAGCUAUGACAAGGAACCACAAGCAGCCAAGAGUGCU